This is a messenger RNA of Oryza brachyantha (malo sina), 1075 nucleotides long. RefSeq lists its product as uncharacterized. Bases 70 to 489 code for a protein of 139 amino acids. NCBI's taxonomy places the organism in Eukaryota, Viridiplantae, Streptophyta, Magnoliopsida, Poales, Poaceae. The transcript is spliced from 4 exons. The record is from RefSeq and is a predicted model, not a curated record.
ACCGGCGGCCUCGAGAUUCGUGCGGCGUGGACAGCCGACCAGACAGACAGGUGGCCUCUCUGUUCGGCCAUGGCGAUGGGCGCGGCGGUCCGGCGGAUGCACGCCGCCGCGGCGGCGGCGGCGCAGCCACCGCGCCUGACGAAGCUCCAGCUGCACCCGCCCAGAUCGGUGGAGGCUGAAUUUGCUGAUGGUAGCACAUUCCAUCUUUCAGCUGAAUUUCUACGAGUACACAGUCCAGCAGCUGACAGCAAAAUAAGAUCAGUAUCUGGUGAGAAGGUUCUAUUUGGGCGACGACAUGUUGGGAUAAUGUCAGCUGAAUCGGUAGGAAACUAUGGAAUUCGGAUACUGUUUGACGAUUUGCACAAGACAGGGAUCUUCACAUGGGAUUACUUGCACCACCUGGGUUCUAACAAGUUCAGUCUGAUGCGAAAUUAUAUCAGAACUUUAAGAAAGCAUGGUCUUAGCCGGGAUCCUCGUAGAAGGAAAUGAUGGAAACCAAACUUUCGCUCAUUUUCAGAUAUUGUGAUACUGAGGAAACUUAUUCAGUCAUGGCUUCUGCUGCCAAGAUCAAGCUUCUAUAUGGAAUGAAAAACACAGGAACCAGAUUAUCAACAGCUGAAUAUAGUAACAGUUUUGAUAAUGUUGACAGUCCGAGUGUCUGUUAGGUGAUACUAUGGAUUUCUUUUCUUGAAGUUGAAGCUAUUGGUUAAUUUUAAGAAUGGCGUUUUCCUUCCUGGAAUGUGUUUUUCACAAUUGGUCUCAGCUUUAUUGGCCGAUCCAAACAACUAAGAUCUGCGUGUGUGUAUUACAGCGACCAAGAAACAGCAGGAACACACGUUUGGAUUGGCAGGAAUGUUUUUGGCUCCACGUCCAAUUGUUGCUCACGACCGUAUGAUUGUAAAACAUUUGUGAUCCAUGCAGCUGGAAGGAUCCAUCCUGUAAUAUUCACGUCACACGAACCUACGGUUUGAGCCAUGAUUGUAUGGCUUACAUGUUAACACGAACAGGCAUAUCAAACAAAUACAAAUGUUAGUGGCUGUUUGGAUCCAAGGACUUUUUUAUAGUUCUUUGUCAC